AGCGCCCAAGAGUGAUCAUGUGAUUUGGAGGCCACAAUGUAAACACUGUUCGCUCAGUUUUUGCCAGUUUCAUUUUGCUUAAUUAAAAGAAAUCUUCAAUGACAACUAAGUGUAUUUUGUAAGUGUUCUUUAGAAAGAAUUAAUUUUAAAGCGUUCUGUGUGCAGAAAAGUUAAAGAUGGCGGGUGGAGGGAUAUCUGAAGCAGGAGCACAAUAUUCCCGUGUGGUGGGGUUAAUGUAUGUGUUCAACCUCAUUGUCGGUACUGGCGCACUCACAAUGCCGAAAGCUUUCUCCGAGGCAGGCUGGCUGCUGAGUCUGAUUACCAUAAUCAUACUGUCAUUUAUGAGCUUCCUCACUGUAACCUUUGUGACAGAAGCCAUGGGGGUUGCAAAUGCUGUGUUAAAGGGUGGUCAGCAUGUAAGAUCAGUGAGUAUCAAUGACGAUGAGGUUACAGAUGAAAGAAAACCUUUACUGGACCCCGUUCCUACACUUAAUGCUGGAACUUCAGUGAAUAUUGGCACGUCAAAUCCCUUUGAAAUCACAGAAAGAACUGAACUGGGACAAAUGGCGGGAAUGUUUUUCAACAGAGCGGGGAUCUUGUUUUUCAACAUCUGUAUUGCCAUAUAUCUGUACGGCGAUCUUGCAAUCUACGGAGCAGCCGUGCCCAAGACGUUACGAGAUAUUUCAUGUACAUACAACGUGCCGACCAUCAACAGCAGCGAUUGCGGUAACAGUACGGUCCUCGCUGACAGCGACCCUUGCUGGAACUCCUCCCAUCUCACACGGAUGGGCAUGUACAGGAUAUGUGUGGCCGGGUUCUUCGUUCUACUUGGCGGAUUUACGUUCUUCAAUGUUCAGAAGACCAAAUACCUUCAGUACUUGACCUCGCUGUCACGUUGGAUUGCGUUCGGAAUGAUGAUAGUGCUUGCCGUGAUACGCAUCUCCAAGAAGCAAGGUCAAGGUCACCCAUCCGUGGCGACCAUUGGCGGUGUACCCAAUCUGUUCGGCGUCUGUGUGUACGCAUUCAUGUGUCACCACUCGCUGCCUUCGCUCAUAACCCCCAUUAGAAACAAGUCCAAGCUGUACAAUUUGCUGGCAGCGGACUAUCUGUUGAUCCUCCUUUUUUACGUUCUUGUCUCGUUUACGGGUAUUUAUGCUUUCCAGGAGAUAGACGAUCUUUACACGCUGAACUUCUUUCAGCCUGAUGCAUGCGACGAAUCGAAAUCCAUAACCCGCGUGAAAUUCAUACAAUACUUUCUCGCCUUAUUUCCCGUAUUCACGCUUAGCACAAAUUUUCCUAUCAUCUCCAUUACAUUACGGAACAAUCUGAAAGCGGUAUGUUACAAUGAAAAAAGGCCGUACACUUUCUUCGUGGACCGAAUAGUCUUUCCCUUGGUUGCGCUCAUUCCUCCGUUUGGAAUUGCUCUUGCGACCAACAAAGUCGAGUUCCUAGUCGGAAUUACCGGCUCCUAUGCAGGGGCUGGUAUCCAGUAUAUCAUCCCGGCUUUGCUGGUGUUUUACGCCAGACGUCAGACGGCACCUUCGAUGGCCGUUGAAAACGUGCAUCGAUCUCCGUUCCGCGGUUAUUUGUGGAUCAUUUUUGUUUGCGUUUGGGCCGUCCUAUGUAUGAUUUUUGUCACCGUGAACCACAUUAUUAGUAGAAAAUGAUUUUUGUAAUAGAAAAAUACUCGAAAGACUUAUCAAAAUGUGUAUUGCAUUUAAAAGUAGUCUUUGUUAAAUAUUGCAUAAGUUUCAUAAACAAAUUAGACGUUUGCAUUAACUGACUUUUCCAGGGUAAUACCAUGUAUAUUACCAUGUAUAUAUGAUUAUGGUAUUACUUUUUUCGGUGACACGUUCAACAGUUUUGUGUGAAAGAGACACAUUCGUUACAAUGCAAACCAGGGCGAUUAGUAUAGUGUAUUAGUUUGUCGAACUAAGACGAAAUUCUCAGAAAAGCCUAAUACACUAGUUUUUGUGUAUUACCUCAGAGAUAAGAUGCGCUCUUUUUAGCUAGAUCAACUUAUAUACCCCACCCUCAUUUUGCCGUAAUUGCUAUUAAUACUUAUGUAUAAUUUAUGCUUUAAGAGAUAUAUAAUGCAAUUACGUUUUGCAAUUAUGGACAAAAAACAACAAUAGAAGAGGUGGCUAUGAAAAACCGUUCCCCGUUCAACAUAGUAAUUUUAGCUAAACGUUCAUGUGUGUAUUAAAAUAAGCUAUUUGAUAGCUAUUUGUAAUAUGAACGCGAAAUAUAAGCAUUGGUUUUAUGUGCAAUUUUAGUACGUUUACAAAAAUAUGUCUAUUUUAGUUGUAUUGUUUUUAUUUUUCAUUUUAUUUCAAUUCAUGUAAAGUGUUUUUAAAUCAUUUUAAAAUGACAAUUUACUGAGAUUGUAUGUAUAAUUGUUGUAAAGAUUAUGUCAGUUUUCUCUUAAUGUCAGUUUUCUCUUAAUAAAUAUUGUUUGUAAGUUUUCCAUUGUAUACAGUCAGACACAUGUUGUACAACAAUAUGUACCGCCUAUUUCAAUAUUGCCAAUCCGUUACAAUAUAUUUAUAAAAACAAACCAUAUACUAUAAAUGGCA
Dreissena polymorpha is the source of this 2576-nucleotide messenger RNA. Its product is annotated as transmembrane protein 104-like. The transcript is spliced from 9 exons. Bases 177 to 1667 code for a protein of 496 amino acids. The record is from RefSeq and is a predicted model, not a curated record. NCBI's taxonomy places the organism in Eukaryota, Metazoa, Mollusca, Bivalvia, Myida, Dreissenidae.